UAAAAAUAAGAAAAAUGAGAAAAAGCCCAGCGACAGGAAGCAAGAACUCGAGUAUAUAUAACCACCCUCCUCUAUCGCCACGCCUCCUCACUCCCGGAUUUAACUCUCAGCCCCACAGAGAGAGAGUGAGAGAAACACACAACACUCUCCAAGGAAAGUAGAAGAGAGAUUCUUUGAGGUUGAGAAGUAGGGAUUUUCGUUGGAGAGAUCGUAAAAGGACUGGCAUUUUGCAGGCAAUUAAUGCCUUUCAGCAAGAAGGCGUGAGACAGGGUAUUCACUCCUUUUCACGGAUAUAUAACUUUUAACGCAUUUACAGCAACGCCUACAAUUGCAGUUUUCACAACUCAAAUGGAGCUUAGCAAAGUCACGCUCGAGAUCUUUUCCAAGCUUGAGCAGAAGUGGCUAUCUCACUGUGAGCACUCCAAGAAAACGCGUGUGCUCAGCAUUGAUGGCGGUGGAACUACUGGUAUUGUCGCCGGUGCUGCUCUUAUCCACCUCGAGGACCAGAUCCGCCUCAAAGUCGGUGACCCUCAGGCUCGAGUCUCUGAUUUUUUUGACAUCAUUGCUGGCACUGGCAUUGGUGCUCUCCUCGCUGCGUUGUUGGCCGCUGAUGACGGCUCCGGCCGUCCUCUUUUCUCUGCCAGAGACGCUGUAGCAUUCCUUUCCCAGGAAAAAUCCGAGCUCUUCAAGGUCAAGCUUACUAGGUUCCUCCACCGACGCGGAAGAUUCUCCGGGAAGAGCAUAGACAGGGUAUUAAAGGAAGCAUUCAGGCGAGAUGAUGGAAAGAUCUUGACCUUAAAGGACACGUGUAAGCCUCUUCUCAUUCCUUGCUAUGACCUCAACAGCUCUGCUCCCUUUGUUUUCUCCAGAGCAGACGCGUUAGAGUCACCGAGUUUCAACUUCGAUCUCUGGAAAGUCUGCCGUGCCACGCUAGCCACGCCAAGCCUCUUUAAGCCGUUUAACUUGACGUCCGUCGACGGAAAGACCUCUUGCUGCGGCAUUGAUGGAGGUCUAGUGAUGAACAACCCGACUGCUGCUGCAGUUACACACGUGCUCCACAACAAGCGAGAUUUCCCGUCAGUCAACGGAGUAGAGGAUCUGUUGGUUCUAUCCUUGGGUAAUGGUCCAUUAAGUGGAUCGUUAAGUAGGAGGAAUCACCGGCGUAACGGGGAGUGCUCCACUUCGUCCGUUGUGGAUAUUGUUCUUGAAGGAGUUUCGGAGACUAUAGACCAAAUGUUGGGGAACGCUUUUUGUUGGAACCGUUCAGACUACGUCAGAAUCCAGGUAAAUGGAUUGACGAGCGAUGGAGUAAUGGGCCCAAAAGUGGAAGACGAGGUAUUGAAGGAGAAAGGAGUGGAGUCCUUGCCUUUUGGGGGGAAGCGGUUAAUGGAGGAGACGAACGGACAAAGAAUCGAGAGCUUUGUGCAACGCCUCGUUGCUUCAGGAAGAAGUAGCUUGCCACCUAGUCCCUGCAAGGAUUCCGCCGUAAGCCCUCUAGCCAACGGCCGUUAGCUAGUUGUGGCUUACGUCACCUCCUUUUUUUUUUUAAAACCCUUUGUAACCAAGCUCGGGUUUACUUUAACAAUCUGUGCUUGGAGUAAAACAGGUAGUAGCUAAUAAUAACCUGUUUAGACCAUCCAACCCAUGUCUAUGACUCUGUGUGGUAAAUUUGAUUAGGUAUGUUCCUUUGACCAAGGACAAAUUAUAUAGUUCUGAAGAAAAGGAAUGAAAAGUUAAUUCCAUUUAUCUAA
Manihot esculenta (cassava) is the source of this 1751-nucleotide messenger RNA. Its product is annotated as probable inactive patatin-like protein 9. Lineage: Eukaryota; Viridiplantae; Streptophyta; Magnoliopsida; Malpighiales; Euphorbiaceae. Gene Ontology annotation, biological process: lipid metabolic process. Bases 349 to 1512 code for a protein of 387 amino acids. The transcript is spliced from 2 exons. The record is from RefSeq and is a predicted model, not a curated record.